AUGGAGGCCAGCAUAGGUUGCUGCUCACCCAGGGCAUUCCUGCCUGGUGUUUCAACCCAUCAGCAUUCCACUGCACUUGUGGCUCCACCCUCCAUCUCUCCAUCCUUCAGCUCCAAGAGCCUGAAAUCAAGUUCCCUCUUCGGAGAACCAUUACGACAAGUGCCAAGAUCAUCACUCAAGGUUUCAAAGACAAAACAGUCUUCCCUUGUCACCAGAUGUGCAAUUGGUGAGAGUCUGGAAGUGUUCCUUGCAAAGGCAACCCCGGAUAAGGGACUGAUUAGGUUGCUGAUAAGUAUGGGAGAAGCAUUAAGGACUAUUUCCUUCAAGGUGAGAACAGCUGCCUGUGGAGGAACGGCCUGUAUUAAUUCCUUUGGGGAUGAGCAGCUCGCGGUGGACAUGCUCGCUGACAAGCUUUUAUUUGAGGCCUUAAGCUACUCACAUUUCUGCAAAUAUGCUUGCUCUGAAGAGGUUCCAGAACUCCAAGACAUGGGAGGCCCAGUUGAAGGUGGAUUUAGUGUUGCUUUUGAUCCACUUGACGGCUCCAGCAUUGUUGACACAAACUUCACUGUAGGCACUAUCUUUGGUGUGUGGCCAGGAGAUAAGUUAACUGGGAUAACAGGGAGAGACCAAGUUGCUGCAGCCAUGGGAAUUUAUGGUCCUCGGACUACAUAUGUUCUUGCUAUCAAGGGCUUCCCUGGAACCCACGAAUUUCUUCUUCUAGAUGAAGGAAAGUGGCAACAUGUCAAGGAGACAACAGAGAUUGGUGAAGGGAAAUUAUUCUCCCCAGGAAAUUUGAGAGCCACAUUUGACAACCCGGACUAUGACAAGUUGAUCAACUACUAUGUAAAAGAGAAAUACACAUUGAGAUACACCGGAGGAAUGGUGCCAGAUGUCAAUCAGAUACUUGUAAAAGAGAAAGGAGUUUUCACAAAUGUGAUAUCUCCAACUACCAAAGCCAAGCUCAGGCUGUUAUUUGAGGUGGCUCCAUUGGGGUUAUUAAUUGAGAACGCUGGAGGUUAUAGUAGUGAUGGUCACCAGUCUGUGUUAGACAAAGUGAUCGUUAAUCUGGAUGACAGAACACAAGUUGCUUAUGGAUCCAAAAAUGAGAUAAUCCGGUUCGAAGAAACUCUAUACGGAUCAUCCAGGCUCAAGGCAGGGGUGCCUGUCGGAGCUGCAGCCUAA
Prunus armeniaca (apricot) is the source of this 1182-nucleotide messenger RNA. Lineage: Eukaryota; Viridiplantae; Streptophyta; Magnoliopsida; Rosales; Rosaceae. The record is from the annotation of a GenBank genome assembly.